AUGGAUCUUAAUAUUAUGGACAAGUUACGUCUUCUAAAGAUUGAUACUGAACUGCGACCACUAAUCAAAAUGAAACCUAUGAGUCGGUAUUAUUUUGUCAUAUCAACUAAUCCGGGGGAGCAAUUCUUUGUGUUCGCUUCUACAGCAGCAUGGCUGAUACGAAAAUCUGGUAAAGCCUUCGAACAACCAAAUGAAGAAGACGACCCCAAUACUAUCAUAGCUACAAUAGUAGAUAUUUUAAGAGAGAAGGACAUAGCCGUUGACUUUUCUUCGCAUAAACUGAAACAAGGCUAUGGUGAACAAGUUAGUUACAUUUUAAACGUUCUAGCUGACGAGGCUCUCAAGAAUGAAAAUUUUGAGUGGCAAAAGCCAAUAGUCGAUAUUCCUGACGCAGAGGAAGCGGCUGAUGACGUGGAUCAAGUAGAAGAUGAGACUGAAAUCACUUUAGAUAAAGUAGAAGAAGAAAUGGCGAUAUACUCUGAAGAUUCUGAAGGUGAAUUUUCUGAUGGCGAAGAAAAGAAGUCCAGUAAUUUCACCAACGCAGCACACGAUUGGGAGGCAUGGAAAUUGGAAUUAGAGAGAGUUGCGCCAGCGCUCCGGCUGAAAGUGACUAGUGAUGCUAGAGAUUGGCGAGCGAGACACACUCAAAUGAAAACUUAUAGAGAUGAACUAUUCGACAGGUUUAAAUCAACUAGUACACAGUUAAGUAAAGUGUAUAGUAAUAUAAAUUCAGCAAUGGACAAAAUAGCUGCCAGAGAAAAUAUUCUUAAUGAACAAUUUGAACCGCUGGUACGUGAAUAUGGUGCUCUGCAGGACGAGCUGAACAAAGUAACAAAUGAGUAUAAGGAGGUAAGUGUAGGAGUGACGGAGAGGCAAGAAAUGUUAAACGAGCUGACAACUAAAGUGGAGAACGUCAAACAGAGAACGGAAUCUAAGGGCUCGUCGAUGAACGACAACGCACCCUUAGUUACUGCAAAAAAGGCUAUCGACACACUGAAAAAGGACAUACAAGAAUUAGACUUUCAGAUUACAGUGCUUCUAUGGAUGUUAAUAUCAAAAGAAAAUCCGAAGACGAAUAGUUUCCUAACUAAUGAGACGAAAAUGAAACAAGAGAUUUAUUGA
Molecule: messenger RNA, 1122 nt
Organism: Leptosia nina
Lineage: Eukaryota; Metazoa; Arthropoda; Insecta; Lepidoptera; Pieridae
Source: the annotation of a GenBank genome assembly